AUUCCUUAUUUUACCCAAUGCAUUUUCCACAUGUGAAAGUUGGAAAUCAUGACUGAAAAAUAAGAAUUUAUGAUGUCAGUUAUUACAAAACUGAAGGAGGCAGGCUGGCACUUGACAGCUAGUGGCAUUGAGGAUUGUAGAGGAGAAAAUGACAAUGUCAACAAAUUAAUAGAGAUCGCAAAAAAUACUGAUUUAAAAGACAUUGGUGACAGGUGGCUUCCACAAGAUGUGAACAAAGGAAAGUGUGAAUAUGUACAGGGUCCUGGAGUGCUUCAGAUUCAAAAAAUACGCAAUGUGUCUGCCCCAAAAGACAAUGAAGAAUCAAGCUAUGCUCCUCGCAUGUUGAAACUAGUUUUGACUGAUGGUCAGGCAACCUGCAAUGCAUUGGAAAUGGAGAAGCUGGAACGAAUCGGCUUAGAAACUCUUCCGGGAAGCAAAAUGUGUUUGAAAGGGAAAGUGGAAGUUGAACAUGGUUUUUUAAAGCUGUACAACCGAAAUGUUAACUUUGUUGGUGGAAGGGUUGAGAAAAUUGCAGAAAACUGGGAAUUGAAAAAGAAAUUAUCAAAACAAGUUCGUGUGUACGUAGGUUCUGAGGGAGGACCCCCACCUUUUAUGCCAUUUGGACAAAAAGUUAGAGCCAAUAAACCAACAAGUGUAAAAAAGGAAACUCAGAACUUCAAAUCAUUGGAAGUUUCUACCAAAGAGAAGAAAUCUGAAGAUGAUGAAUUUGAACAACAGAGGAAAGCUACAAUAGCAGAAGCUCUUCAGGCGAGAGAGGGGGGAAAACCCAUCAACUUUGGAGGUCAAAAACAAAUGGGCCAGGACAAGGAUAUCGCUAGAAUUGUGGAAAUGGGAUUCUCUGCUUCUCAGGCAAAUCAGGCAUUGAAACAGAGUAACGGAGACGUAGUGGAGGCCAUUAAUGACUUAUUAAGCGGUAACAGGAGACCUGGAGGGGACUUUAGUGGAAGGCGAGACAGGGGAGGAGAAGGGAAGCAGGACAGAAUUGAUAUUCCCAGUAGGGAGGAUAGGAGGGAAAGAGGUGGAAGAGGUUACAAAGGUCGAGACAAUAUAGAAAACGAGGAAUCGGAAAAACAGUCCAGACCUUCAGGGCCUGCAACUCUGUUCGAUUUUCUGGAAACAAAAAUCAAACCCGAGAAGGAAGAAAGAGACUCAAAAGAAAAGUCAAGAAGUUACCAACCGUUACAAAGUUAUAACUCAACCAACAGAUCAGAUGACAACAGGACAUACAAUAACAGAAGAGAACCACCAACAUAUCAGGAUCCUCCUCCUAGAUCAGGAAGAACAUAUCAGGAUCCUCCUCCUAGGUCAGGAAGAAAUGACAACAGAGCUAAUGGAAGGAGAUCUGAAUUCAGAGAAAACGACAGAUCUGAAUGGGAUAGUAGACAAAAUUACAAUUCUGACAGGUCCUCCCAAAAUAAUGAUAGAGGGAAAUCCUACACUGACAGUAAAAAAGGACAAGGGUUCAGUGGGGACAGAGAUCGAUAUGACGGUGACAGGAGGAGAGACAGGGGGCAACAAAGGCAAUCAUACAAAGGUGGCAGCAACGAAAAAGGGAACUGGGAGAAUAAACAAGACAGGGGAGAUAACUCAGAUCGGUACAACGAAAGUGGUAAUCGACCUAAAAGUGGGUAUCAAGACAGAAAGCAAGGAAGGCAACAGGACUAUGACCAAAACAGACCUCGGUCAGAAAUGUCUGGCCGCAGUACAAAACAAGAUUUAUCAAAUCAGAAUGCAAGAAAUCCACCGCCGUCCAAGGAUUCCUACAAUUCAGGGAACCAGUUUUCCCAGCCUCCCCCUUCACUGCCACAAUAUAACCCUGAUGUUCCUCCACCUCCACUUCCUCAGCAGAUGAACAAUUUUCUGCCAAACCAAAAGGUUAAUAACUCAACAUGGAAGCGAGGAGACAGGUGUAUGGCUAAAUACUGGGAGGAUAACAAGUACUACUCAGCAGUGGUGGAGAAUGUGGACCCCCGAUAUCCUACUGUGGUUGUGCACUUUUUAGACUACGGCAACGCAGAGGAAGUCAACCUCUGUGAUGUCCGACCUGAUCCGCAAUUCUUAAUAUCUACAGGGAACCAGAGAUCUACUUCACUACCUCAACAACAGUAUCCGAGGUCAUCUGAGGACACUCAAAUCCGAUCCAUGGAGUUCCGUCGCAAACGAACAGAUCAGGGUGAUAGGCAACAAACGUUGUACCAACCACCUAAUCGCCAGCCCCUAUACUGAAAAUGAGGAAUGUCAUGUCGGAGUACAAAAACGAAAAAUAGCUGUCACUAUUUUCUCAAAAAUUAGUGUUGGAUUUUUAAAGAUGACUUGACAUUUUUUCAGUGUAAAGCACUGUAUUCAUGUGCAAUGUUUUGAAAAAUCAAUGUCAUUCAUUUAUUUAGUCUGUAAAAUCAGUUUAUGAACCAUAUAUUGUAAAAUAAUGACAACUUGUGAGUUCUUCAUUAAAGUAAAAUGUAUUA
Molecule: messenger RNA, 2486 nt
Organism: Ostrea edulis (European flat oyster)
Lineage: Eukaryota; Metazoa; Mollusca; Bivalvia; Ostreida; Ostreidae
Product: tudor domain-containing protein 3-like
Exons: 13
Coding region: 70-2247 (725 amino acids)
Cellular component (GO): nucleus
Molecular function (GO): protein binding
Source: RefSeq, a predicted model, not a curated record